Bipolaris victoriae FI3 is the source of this 2364-nucleotide messenger RNA. RefSeq lists its product as hypothetical. Gene Ontology annotation, biological process: mitotic spindle organization; mitotic sister chromatid segregation; meiotic spindle organization. Lineage: Eukaryota; Fungi; Ascomycota; Dothideomycetes; Pleosporales; Pleosporaceae. Gene Ontology annotation, cellular component: cytoplasm; microtubule; centrosome. Gene Ontology annotation, molecular function: structural constituent of cytoskeleton; GTP binding; phosphoric diester hydrolase activity. The coding region runs from base 1 to 2364 and encodes 787 amino acids. The record is from RefSeq and is a predicted model, not a curated record. The transcript has 7 exons.
AUGGUCAUCGGAGUACCACCAGUAUUUGAGGGGCUCACAAGAGAGCUGGGCAAGAUUGUCGAGCAGCCACUACUUGGUCCCAAGGCCAAGUUUCCCCCAGCUACUUUUGGUUUUGCACGCAAGGAUUUAUCUGGAAGGCGAAAGCCACAAGCCAUAGCACAUCGAGGAUACAAGGCCAAGUUCGCCGAGAAUACUUUAGGCGCCUUCAAGGGUGCAGUUGAAGUCGGAGCCGAUGGCCUAGAAACCGAUUUACACUUGACCAGAGAUGGUGUCGUUGUAUUAUCCCAUGACAAAGAUCUCAAGAGAUGCUUUGGUAGGGAUGAAAAGAUCAUAGACUGUGACUAUGAGUUUAUAAGUAAACUGAGGACAUUGAAAGAGCCACACGAGCCAAUGCCUCGCCUUUCAGAUCUACUCGAGUAUAUGGCACAACCCGGGUUGGAGAACAUCUGGGUAUUACUCGACAUUAAGUUGGACAAUGAUGCAGACGAUGUAAUGCGGCUGAUUGGUGAUACAAUCGGGAGCGUGCCACCCUUGCCAUCACGACCAUGGCAGAGCCGCAUCGUUCUUGGGUGCUGGGCAGCAAAGUACCUUCCGCUGUGUUCACGAUAUCUGCCCGGCUUCCCAGUCUCCCAUAUUGGCUUCUCAACGCUUGUUGCAUCGCAUUUCUUCACAGUCCCGAAUGUCUCUUUCAACAUGGCACACGCUGUCAUGAUGCCGUGGGACAGGCUGUUCAUACGCAAAGCACAAAGUGACGGCCGACCGGUGUAUGCAUGGACAGUGAACAAGGAGUGCCAUAUGCGAUGGGACAUCCGGCAUGGGCUGGAUGGUGUGGUGACAGACGAUCCGAAGUUGUUUGUGCAAGUCCGGGAUUCAUGGCACGAGGGUGUGAAAGACGGCGUGUCGGUAAUGGCAUGGUUAGAUGUGCUGCGGGUUAAUUUCUUUUGUCUGAUCUAUACCUUUUUGUUCCAGUUGAGGUUUGGAUUUCAAGACAAAGAAAUCAUAACAUUACAGGCUGGCCAGUGCGGCAACAGCGUCGGGCAGCAGUUCUGGCAGCAGCUCUGUCAGGAACACGGCAUCAAUAAAGACGGAAACCUCGAGGACUUUGCGACAGAGGGCGGCGACCGCAAAGAUGUCUUCUUCUACCAAUCAGACGAUACGCGUUAUAUUCCACGCGCCAUCUUGCUAGAUCUUGAGCCCAGAGUGCUGCAUUCCAUCCAGGCGAGUCCGUACAAGAACAUCUACAACCCCGAGAACUUUUAUAUCCACAAAGAUGGCACUGGCGCAGGUAACAACUGGGGCAUGGGAUACAGCAUGGGCGAGCAGGUGCAUGAGGAUAUUUUGGAUAUGAUUGAUCGCGAGGCCGACGGCUCAGACUCGCUCGAGGGCUUCAUGAUGCUGCACUCAAUCGCUGGUGGAACUGGCUCUGGUCUCGGAUCAUACAUGCUCGAACGGCUGAAUGAUCGGUUCCCCAAGAAGCUCAUACAAACGUACAGUGUCUUUCCAAACACCCAAGAUGGUGAUAUUGUGGUUCAGCCGUACAACAGUUUGUUGAGUAUGAGGCGCCUGACGCAGAAUGCAGACUCGGUGGUUGUGCUCGAUAAUGGAGCCCUCACUAGGAUCGCUGCCGACCGGUUACACGUCAUGAACCCUUCGUUUGAACAGACAAAUCAGCUCGUGUCCACCGUCAUGUCUGCCAGUACGACGACCCUUCGCUACCCUGGAUACAUGCACAACGACCUGGUCGGUAUUGUCGCAUCGCUCAUCCCCACCCCACGCUGCCACUUUUUGAUGACGUCUUACACACCCUUCUCGGGCGAGAACGUAGAGCAGGCGAAGACCGUUCGUAAGACGACUGUCUUGGACGUCAUGAGGCGCCUGCUACAACCCAAGAACCGCAUGGUCUCAACCAACCCCACCAAGAAGAGCUGCUACAUGUCCAUCCUGAAUAUUAUUCAAGGAGAAGCCGACCCCUCAGAUGUACACAAAUCCCUCAUGCGCAUUCGCGAACGCCGCCUGGCAACAUUUAUCCCAUGGGGCCCAGCAUCAAUCCAAGUCGCACUAACCAAAAAAUCUCCUUACGUAACGUCUUCCCACCGUGUCUCGGGCCUCAUGCUGGCAAACCACACGGGCAUCGCAACACUGUUCAAGCGCAUAGUAGCUCAGUACUCCACCCUCCGCAAACGCAACGCCUUCCUCGAAAGCUACAAGCGCGAAGUACCCUUCAAAGAUGGUCUGGGCGAAUUCGACGAAGCAAAAGAAGUGGUACAGGGCCUCAUUGCAGAGUACGAAGAGGCAGAGGAUGCGGAUUACCUGACCAAGGAGACUGCGCCGACGGACGAGGCAGAGGAUAAGAGAGCGGGCUAG